CCCAGAAAGAAGGCGAGGAAAACAGAGCCCCAGGAGCUGCCCGUUUCACCCAGCGUUUCCGGGGCUUCCCGAGUGACCCCGCCUCUGACCUCGGGACGCUCCGCCCACUGCUGGGCCCCGGGGGCGCACGCGUACUCGCAGGGAGGUUUGACAACUGCAGGCUGCCGGGAUGGGCGGGAGCAGGUGUCGCGAGAGUUGGCGGCACGCCGCCCUGAGACUGUAAAUAACUAUGGCGAGCCCGGGCGCUGAGGCGGAGCAGGAGCCGCUGUUGGGCCACCGCACCCCCGGAAGCAGAGAAGGAGAUGUUGUAGAAACCGAAGAGCAUUAUAAAAGCCGAUGGAGAUCUAUUAGGAUUCUAUAUCUUACUAUGUUUCUCAGCAGUGUAGGGUUUUCUAUUGUGAUCAUGUCAAUAUGGCCAUAUCUCCAAAAGAUUGAUAAGACAGCUGAUGCAAGUUUUUUGGGCUGGGUUAUUGCUUCGUUUAGUCUUGGCCAAAUGGUAGCUUCACCUAUAUUUGGCUUAUGGUCUAAUCAUAGGCCAAGAAAAGAACCUCUCAUUGUCUCCAUCUUUAUUUCGGUGGCAGCCAACUGCCUUUAUGCAUAUGUCCACGUUCCAGCUUCUCAUAAUAAAUACUACAUGUUGGUUGCUCGUGGAUUGGUGGGAUUUGGAGCAGGAAAUGUAGCUGUUGUUAGAUCAUAUAUUGCUGGUGCUACUUCCCUUCAGGAAAGAACAAGUUCCAUGGCAAAUACAAGCACAUGUCAAGCAUUAGGCUUUAUUCUAGGUCCAGUUUUUCAGACUUGUUUUGCACUCAUUGGAGAAAAAGGUGUAACAUGGGAUGUGAUAAAGCUGCAGAUAAACAUGUACACAGCACCAGUUUUACUUGGCGCCUUCCUGGGAGUUUUAAAUAUUAUUCUGAUCCUUACUGUAUUAAGAGAACAUCGUGUGGAUGACUCAGGACGACAGUAUAAAAAUGUUAAUUUUGAAGAAGUAAAUACAGAUGAAGUUCAGUUUCCCCAAGGAAAUAUUGAUCAAGUUGCUGUUGUGGCCACCAAUAUUCUGUUCUUUGUGGUUCUAUUUAUCUUUGCCCUUUUUGAAACCAUCCUUACACCGUUAACUAUGGAUAUGUAUGCCUGGACUCAAGAACAAGCUGUAUUUUAUGAUGGAAUAAUACUUGCUGCCCUUGGAGUCGAGGCAGUUCUUGUUUUCAUGGGCGUUAAAAUACUUUCCAAGAAGAUUGGUGAGCGUGCUAUUCUCCUGGGAGGACUCAUCGUUGUGUGGAUUGGCUUCUUUAUCUUGUUACCUUGGGGAAAUCAGUAUCCCAAAAUUCAGUGGGAAGAUUUACAUAAUAACUCAAUCCCUAAUACCACAUUUGGGGAAAUUAUUAUUGGUCUUUGGAAAUCUCCCAGAGAAGAUCACAGUGAAGGACCAACUGGUUGUCCAAUUGAACAAGCGUGGUGCCUCUACACCCCAGUGAUCCACCUGGCCCAGUUCCUCAUAUCAGCUGUGCUUAUUGGGAUAGGCUAUCCAGCCUGCAAUGUCAUGUCCUAUACAUUAUAUUCAAAAAUUCUAGGACCAAAGCCUCAGGGUGUGUACAUGGGCUGGUUAACAGCUUCUGGCAGUGGAGCACGGAUUCUCGGGCCUGUAUUCAUCAGCCACGUGUAUAGUUACUGGGGACCACGAUGGGCAUUCAGCCUUGUAUGUGGGAUCGUCGUGCUCACCAUCACUCUCCUGGGAGUGGUUUACAAGAGACUCAUUGCGUUUUCUAUACGGUAUGGGAGGAUUCAAGAGAAAACUGGGUCAGAGUAGUAGAAAGUAAAUGCUGUAUGGUAUUUCCUAGUCUAAGACUCUGCUAAACACCUGCUGUGAGCCAGCCUCCAACAGUCAGGCUGCAGAUACUGCUUAUUUUGAGUAACAAGACCAGGUGUUGGAUAACAGGGAAUCUUACAGGUAACUGUGAAUAGUAGGAUAUAUAAAAGCAUUGUCUGUCAUAAUUUCUUUAUCUCAAAAAUGAAUUCCACUAAUACUUUUAUGGGCUUGCAUGAAUUCGUGAGUAAACAAUGGGCAACAAAUGUGAAGUUAAAUUUAAUAAAAACUGCAUAGGUUUCAUUAAAAUAGUGAGAACCAGAAAGAGGGUUGUAUAUGAACUAGCUAUAGCAGAAUGAAGUUAUAUUCUCCUACCUAAAUAGGGGUAUUUUUAUUUUAUUUAAAAUACACUUUCUAUUAUCACGUUUCCAUGAUACAAAAAUCAAAACCCUUAAAAUUUCUAUUUAGCAUAACUACCAUCCUAUAUUGCCUUCCGUAAGUCUUAAUUCCAAUACUGCACUUGAUUUCAGUUAUCUCACCCCUAAGUUAACAUGGGUAAGAAUAAUGUUGAUAUUUGACAAUAAAGAGGAUUAAGAGAUCAAGAUUUUACUACAUUUAGUAGAGCUAUUUUUUGCUUUCAAGUUAAUCAGUAAUUUAUUUAGAAACAUAAAGACAGACGUGUUAUUGCAUACCUAUUCUAAACAGUAAAUGAUUUCUUAAAAUCAUUAGUAUUUUUUAACUCCCUUAAACUCUGAAGAAAAGCUAUUUUUCCCAUCUCGCACUAGUGGCAGGGAGGAACACAACAGUUUUCAGCUUGUCUAUGUAUAUGUAUAUUUAUUUAGAGCUGCUGAAUUUUUGUUGGAAUUUAAAUUUGGAUGGGUCCUAAUAGCUCCAAUCAGAAUAGUAAGUAUUUAAGGCAAAAUGACUUCAAUCUGACAGUUUACUCAGUUUACCUCAAGCUGGGUAAAUCAUACUCUCACUAUAUACAUUUCUACCUCUACAUAAGUUGAAGUCUGAUGAAGAGUAGAGAACUAUGUAUAUAAUCAACAUUACAAACAGUACAAAAAUAUGUCCCCACGGUUCCUGCUUUAAGUUAUAAACACUACCAUGUGCACUCUAUACUGAGCUUGCCGGGUUCUUCAAGGUCGUUCCUUCAGCUCUCCCUGAAGGCUUCAUUUGGCAGCAAUCAUCCUGUGAUGACAUUGUGGAGGUGCUGGUCACUGUUCCUCACCUCCCACAGUAAGAUUGUGCCUCAGGGGCACCUGCAGGACCACAGCCGGCUCUCCGGCACCUGCAGGACCACAGCCGGCUGUCCGGCGCCUGCAUGACCACAGCCGGCUCUCUGGUACCUGCAGGACCACAGCCGGCUCUCUGGCGCCUGCACAACUCUUUGUUCUUGUUCUGCAGCCCCUUUGGCCGUCUUCACCUUGGUUUGGAACAGUGUACGUGGUGGAAAUAUCAACAACAGUGGUCAGAAUGAAAAUGUUAAGAGUGAAUAUUUAUGGAAUCCUUUUCACAUUCCUGGUAAUGUGUAAUAUACAACUUAAUUCUGUGGUUCCCACUUGACAGAUAAAAAAAUGGCAGCUGAGAAGUUAUUUGUCAAAUUAAGUCUCUUCAGAAUCCACUAUUAACCACUACCACUGUAUUUCUGAUACUGGGACAAAUAGCCCAGAAAGUUGCAGAAUCAGACAAUACUAAUUUUAGGGUAAAUUAAGUUACCUGUACCUAUGAUUCCUUUUGAACAGAAAUAUUUGGGAAAUACAAUUUUAAACGUACUGACUGGUUUUUGUCUUAGCAUAAUAGUUAAUCUGUUUCCAGCAAAAAUACUACAUAGAAGUUUCCCAACCUAUGAAGAUUAAUAAUAUUCAUUUAAAAUGAGAUAAACCAUAACUUUGCACAAAUGACCGGUCAUCUUUUUAUUGAAAGUGCCUUCUUCAGAGGAUUACAUCAUUGAAUCUUCUUACAAAAGAAUACAGGUCAGGAAGUGACAUGAGGUUGAGAAGAGAGCAGGGAGGUUAAAGUUUGAGUAAAAACAGCGGUUGAGGUCUUGAGGAUACAUUUAAAAAGAUGAUAGAACACCUCAAAGUAUGGGAAAAAAUUAUUUUGUUAGUGAGCAAAGUGAGAGUUGUUACUGAAGUCUCCUGAGACACUUCCUGUCACAGCAGUCAGGAGUGGUGCUCCAAGGGAGGAAUUGCCUGAAAAACUUAGGAAUAGUAAAAGAAGAUGUGUUUUAGAAAACCUAUGCUUAAGCUUGAGAAGGAUAAUCUUCAUUUCAUGAAGGGGUUUAUAAUGUCACAGUGCAUCUCCAUUCUAUUUUCCUUCACUUGUGUACAUUUAAAAUGAAUUUUCAAUUCAUGUAACACUUUCCUCUUGCAUAAAGUGAACUACUAUAUGCAAAUUUCAUUUUAAUGAAGAUAAACUCUUUUAUCUGCAGCUGUUCCAGAAUAGAUUAUGUGGAGAAGAAAUUCUGGGUACUAUUUUUUGACUGUUGCAGACUUGUUUGUAACUGAAUGUUUAUUUUAACACUGUAA
Messenger RNA from Lepus europaeus (European hare), 4332 nucleotides. RefSeq names its product major facilitator superfamily domain containing 8 (gene MFSD8). Lineage: Eukaryota; Metazoa; Chordata; Mammalia; Lagomorpha; Leporidae. The record is from RefSeq and is a predicted model, not a curated record. Gene Ontology annotation, cellular component: lysosomal membrane. Gene Ontology annotation, molecular function: transmembrane transporter activity. Bases 230 to 1804 code for a protein of 524 amino acids. Gene Ontology annotation, biological process: transmembrane transport. The transcript has 12 exons.